AUGGCAACAUGAGCAAAUUUAGGACUUCAAGAUAGUUCAUCUCCUUUAAUAGAACAAUUAAACUUUUUUCAUGAUCAUACUCUUUUAAUUUUAAUUAUAAUUACUGUAUUAAUUGCUUAUAUUAUAUUUAUAUUAUUUUUUAAUAAAUUUACUAAUCGAUAUUUACUACAUGGACAAACAAUUGAAAUUAUCUGAACAAUUUUACCCGCAGUAAUUUUAAUAUUUAUUGCUUUCCCUUCAUUACGUUUAUUAUAUUUAAUAGAUGAAAUUAAUUCACCUUUAAUUACUUUAAAAGCUAUUGGUCAUCAAUGAUACUGAAGUUAUGAAUAUUCUAAUUUUUUAAACUUAGAAUUUGAUUCAUAUAUAAUUCCUACAAAUGAAUUAGAUAUUAAUGGAUUUCGAUUACUAGAUGUUGAUAACCGAAUUAUUUUACCUAUAAAUAAUCAAAUUCGAAUUUUAGUAACUGCAACUGACGUACUACAUUCAUGAACUAUUCCUUCCUUAGGUGUAAAAAUUGAUGCAACACCUGGACGAUUAAAUCAAACAAAUUUCUUAAUUAAUCAACCAGGAUUAUUUUUCGGUCAAUGUUCAGAAAUUUGUGGAGCAAAUCAUAGUUUUAUACCAAUUGUAAUUGAAAGAAUUCCUAUAAAUUAUUUUAUUAAAUGAAUUUCUUCUCAAAUAAAUU
This is a messenger RNA of Ochlerotatus camptorhynchus, 685 nucleotides long. Its product is annotated as cytochrome c oxidase subunit 2-like. Lineage: Eukaryota; Metazoa; Arthropoda; Insecta; Diptera; Culicidae. Gene Ontology annotation, cellular component: membrane. Gene Ontology annotation, molecular function: copper ion binding; cytochrome-c oxidase activity. The record is from RefSeq and is a predicted model, not a curated record. The transcript has a single exon. Gene Ontology annotation, biological process: ATP synthesis coupled electron transport.